Daphnia pulicaria is the source of this 4165-nucleotide messenger RNA. RefSeq lists its product as uncharacterized. The transcript has 9 exons. Gene Ontology annotation, cellular component: Slx1-Slx4 complex; nucleus. The record is from RefSeq and is a predicted model, not a curated record. Gene Ontology annotation, molecular function: enzyme binding. Bases 666 to 3908 code for a protein of 1080 amino acids. NCBI's taxonomy places the organism in Eukaryota, Metazoa, Arthropoda, Branchiopoda, Diplostraca, Daphniidae. Gene Ontology annotation, biological process: meiotic DNA double-strand break processing; DNA replication; interstrand cross-link repair.
GUGGCGUUGCUAUGUUGUGAUAAAAAAAUCUAUCUUUUAAUUUAAUGUUAUGUAAAUCUCGUUUGUUCAUUUCUUGAUUUUUACAAACAAUUUUUCAGAAUAGUGGGAUUGUUUUUGAUAAGUUUUCUAAUUAUUAUCGAAAUUACAACCUUGGAAUUUGCCUACACAAAACAAAUGAUCGUUAAAGAAAGCCAUUCGUCUGCUCUUCUUCAAUUUUCAAUGCGAUCGCGAAAACAUUCAUGGAACAGAAUUGGUCAUUUAAAAUUUAAGAACUUCUGAACUGAACACUGAACGGCAGUCUAGCAUUCUUAUCACAAACAAUAUUUUAUACCAAAUAUAUUAUGGAAAAUAGGCCACCACUUAAGCCAAGAAGACUAAGAGGGACUGCUGCAAAUGCACUUGCCAAUAAAUUUGCUUUUGGAAUCUUAGGAAUAUCAACUGUGAUUGGCCUAGUAGUCCAUUUUUCUGCUUGGGAUCGUUUUUCAUCUAGUCUUGCAAAGUAUGGAGUUGAUGUCACUAGUACAGAGAGAAGUAAACCAAAACCUUGGUUUAAAUCAUCAGUUGAAAUCAAACAAGAAGACAUGGUAAACUUAGUUGGAGAAGAAAGAAAUCAGCGAAGAUAAUAGAGUUGUAAAAUCUCCUGGCAUUUACUUUUGAACACAAAAAUGUUACCAAAUAAGAAGUUAUUGAAGCUUUCCAGAAAUCAUGGCCAAAAACUUAAAAAGGAUGAGGAUGAUGCACCAUUGGAUGACAGCAUGGAUGAUUUCAUUGUAACUCGCCCACUGAGGGCAGAAAGGAAAGCAACUAUAAAAAGUAACAACGGUGCAUCAGUUUCCAGCAGUGUUGAUGAUCAAACACAAAGUAAAUUAGUUCAAAAGAAACUAAAAUUAACUCAGGCUAAAAGUGAAAGUGAAUUUGUGGAAUCAAAUGAAACUUCAACAAUACUAAGUGCUCCAGAGAAAACUGAAACAUGUGAUACUAUAAAAAACGUUGUCCCAAGUGAAAGAUCACAAUUGCUUAAACAUGGAGUUCCCGAUAGCGUAAAAGUAAGUGAACAAUUAUCUCCAAGACUCCCACAACUUCAACGAAGGAAACCGACACGUCGAAAAGCGGUUGAUCCUAGUGACCUUUCUCUUGCGAUUGCUUUGUCUGAAUCCUUGCAGUCAGCCAACGAAAAUGCCAAACAACUUGAGGAGGAGUUACUGCUAACAGAAAACUUCACGGAAGUUAUAUCAGAUCUCCGGAAAGAUGAAGAACAGGGUACCGGGACCAUUUUGAGUCAUGUAUUUCCCAUGCCAGCCGAUGUUCCUGUUGUAACUAAAGUGAGACGAAAAGCGAAAGCUAAAGUGGCUGCGAAAAGAGAACCAUUGCAAUAUACACUUGCUCUUCGUUCCCAUGCUGAACGGGAGCGUUUAAUUGCCGAUCGAGCCGCUUCAGUGCUAAAUCACGAACCAGAUGAUCCUCUGAAGCCUCCUAAGGUGACAUUUACUCAUCCUCGACCUGUCUCAAACUACCUUCGGAAGUACUCUCAAGAUGAAAGGUCUUUAUGGCAACGCGCUUCACUGAACGACAUGUCUAAUGUUGAUCAGUUAGACGUCUUCUAUGUUAGUGCCUUUGGUUCGGUGAUAAGUCCCCCUACAAAGAAGUGUGGCUAUACUAACAUUAUGUUUCACGUUUCUCAAUUGCCAGGGCGGAAUUCAUCUCAGAUGGAGUCCUUUUCGAAUACUCAAUGUAUAUUAGAGGAGUUGGCUUUUGCAGCAGAAGGAGGAUUUUUGGAUGAGCCUAAUCCUCCUGAAAAUGUUGUUGCCACUUCUGCUUUACCAUCUGCUGUCACGAAGUUAACUGACGAUUGGUCCCUAUUCAUAAAUAAUCCGUUGAUGAGUGAUAUGACUAUUCGGACCAAGAGUACAGAUAUCAGUGCCCAUCGCUUGGUUUUUACUGCUCGUUUUCCGAGGAUAGUAAACCACAUAGUUAACAAGAAUUCAACCGAUGGAUUCGUUCUCAACUGGACUUCUUAUUCGGCAUCUUCUGCUCUCAAAGUACUUCGCUUCAUCUACGCUGCUUCAUAUAAGCACGACGAAGAAGAUGCGCGCGAUGUAUAUCGUAUCGCUCGCCGACAUGGAAUCAAUGAACUAAUCGAUUUGCUCCCUAAUCAAUAUGAAAGUGAUGCUGGAACGAGUGAGGAAGAUGAGGAUGAUAGCUUACAGGGAAUAAAUUUUGAACUCGAUUCCAGCCCGAAAUCUUCCAAAAAGGAAUCGUUCGCUGCAGAUGAUUUGUCAGGACUAUCCGCGUUUCAAAAGAGCGUGCGAUUUUCUGAAACCAGCCAAGAGGAGAUGGAAGAAAAAGAAAACGACGAUAAAGAAGAAUUCGACGCUCACUCUGAAUCACGCUCCGUUUCCGUGUCGCAACACUCGGAAUCGAUUAAAAAUGUAGAGCUGUCGAUUUUGGAUGUGGAAAAGGAUGCAAAUCAAAAUGUACAAAACACUCCUACUAAAGAGGUUUCCAGUGAAAUUCACCCAAUGGGGCGGACGAUAACGUCAGCCAUGGACAUGGAAAUCAGCAGCAACAUCACUAAUAAAAUAUUGCCUUUAUCUCCCGAUAUGUUUCAUGAAACCCUUACAUAUUCAGAUGAAGAAUCAAAAUCUGCUGAAGAUGUCGUUGAUUUAACUCAAGAAACAAAUUCGGACAGACAAAGUGAACGAUCCUUCUCUCCUGCGGCUGGUUCUUGUGAAAUGAACGAAAAUUCUUUGGACAAGGCGGACGUUGCCGUGGCGGAAUAUUCAAUUACCUCGAGUCCUCCGAACCCAUCGUUUUUGCAAAGUCCAUCGUUGUUACAAAGUCCGAAAAAUCUCCUUCAAAAUUCUCCGGACAAUGUAGUGGCCUCGUGUUCUAGAGCUACUCCUUCAUACUUAAUCCAUGAUUCCUUCUCUUCGUGGAGUUGCUAUGGAGGUGAUAUUGGCAAUGGCAGUCCAGUGGCAGAAACGUCUCCUCAAUUAGAAAAGAAGAAAGUUGGAGCUGCAAAACCAAGAACCGAAACCGAUCAAUAUGUAGAUGACGAGUUUCCUGACGAGCUUGAUUCGAUUUUUGGGCAGGUGCACGAACCUUCGCCUAUGCGUGCAACAGUAUCUUUAGCUAUCCCGUGUAGCGCAGAUGGCGUUGCUGUCGACAUCAAUACUCCUGAAGGACCUCGUCAAGCUAAAAAACGCAAAAUGGAUGUUACUCCGCUUCCCGAUUACCAAUCGAUGGAAACGCCCCUACUGAAACAAGAGUUGGUCAAAUAUGGCCUCAAGCCACUCAAACGAUCAAACGCCGUGAAACUUCUUCAUCACAUCUACGAGGAACUUCACCCAUUGGUUACCGAUUCCGAGAGCAGUUUUCAGGAUACCCCAGAAAGAGGGGCUGUCGUUGAACAACGGCGGACUCAUCAGUCGAUCCGUGCGGUACCAGCAAGCCCUCCGAAAAGUUUGCGUGAUACUUCUAGUUAUGACGACAGCGAAAGCGGACACUCUCAAGAGGACGAAGAGAGUAUGAUCGUUAUGGAAUUGGAUCGAGAAAUAUCCGAUAGCCAACCCGAUAGCCCUCGAAAGGCUGUUUCCUUAAAGGAUCACAUGAAAGAGUUUCUAAAAAAGCGUCCAGAUAUCCACAAACUUGUCCUAACGUAUGAGCCAAUUUCUUUCGAAUAUUUGUUUGCCGAAAUCCGUAAGGAUCGUAUCCGUUGUAAAGCUCAAGAUUUGCUGGACUGGCUCGAUCAAGAGUGCAUCACCUGUCGAAUGAAAAAUAGAAAUCGAAGUCGUCCUGCUAACCGAGAAGCUGAUGAAAAUCCAAGAUUCACUCCGCCCAAAAAGGUAGCGCCUACUGCACCAGCGCAAAAGGCCCGCCGAGGAGUAGCCAAAAAACUUAUUCCUUGAUUACCUUUUCUUUGCUUACUAAUAUUUUUAAAGUUUCUUAUCUUAAUAAUAUUUUUCAAUUUUGAUUACUGUCUUAGUGUUUUUCACCAUGUUAGCCUAUGUGAAAUUUAAACAGCUGUUUGAAAUCGAGACACUCAAUGAAAAAGGUGAGAUUAAGAAAUUGUGAAAAAACAGCAGGUAGAGGAAAAUCCUAGAUGGUACGAUUAUCUACAGAUGUCACGUGAUGUAUGUGUUCACAGAAGUUCAACAACGCAAAA